AUGUCAACAUCGUAUUUCCUGCACUUGAGUCGAUUAAGCCCGCUUGAAGUCAAAUUCCUUGAGUUUAAGAAAUACAAGGAUACUCCACCUGAAGAUAUUCCCAAAGAUGAAAUAACGAGAUGGCACGACUUUUUGGAGAAUGAACUCAGUAAAGGAACAACAAAAGAAGGCCAUGAAGAAGAGCAACCAAAUAAUGAAGAGCGAAUCUCAAUGACAGCACAACUAUUUAAUACAAGCGACACAAAACCUGCAAAAUCGUUUCUAAAAGAAUUACAAAAGACUUUGGGAACAUUAGAUAUCAACGCAAAUGUGCUAAGAGAAUUCGGCGAGGCCGAUCAGGCAAAAGUUCUUAUCAUCGUCUUUAACAAAAAUGUCAGCGAAAAUUGGCAAGCAGUCGACAAAUGUUUAUCUCAUAUAGAAGAAUGUCAGUACAGAAGGAUAAUAUUUAUUAUAUUGCAUGUAACGAGAAAGCCUCCUCGCACGUCUGUAAGAAAUUUACUAAAAUCCAGUGACUUCCCAGAGCAAUACAGGACAAUAGGUAGCGUGGUCAUUAUGGCAUUUCUUCUUGAGAAAGGAAUAUAUGCGUGUGACGUCAAUGAUCUGGCAUUCAAGGAAAUUAAAGAAUUCUGUUCGAAAUUCUGUUCCAUAAAAUCUGCAGAAAACGAAAUUAAAGGCAGACCUUCAGAAAACAUGGCAGAAACUUGUUCAUCUGUAGCAAACAUAAUUGAAGGCAAAGAUAUUCUUAAACCAUUGGCUUACAUAACGAACCCUACAGAUACGGUGGCUUCUAACAACUUUACUUAUAAAUUAAAAGAAGAAAUGAAGACGCAUGAUAUUGUGUUGAGUGAGAUACAGCCUGUUGAGGCAAGCCAAAUAGACCCAGAUGUCUUCUUAGUCUUAGUCUGUAAUAACAAUUCACGCAUUGAAACCCACGUUGACAGAUGUCUGGCUUUUAUAAGCAGCAAGCAGUACAACAAAACAAUUCUUAUUGUUUUAAAUAUUGUCAACAAGGAGCGUAAACCUAAAGAUUUUGGACAGUACCAGGACAUAUUUCGGAUCAUUGAGAUGUCAUUUACAAAUGAAAAAGGAAUAUAUGCAUGUGAAAUGAAUGAAAAGGCAUGCAGUGAACUAAUUGAAUUAUUCAAAACCCACGGCAACACAGGUGCAGUGAAAACAAACAUGGAGGGGGAAGAAAGUCCGAACAAUACUGACAGUUGUAGCGGUAAAUCAUUGGACGAAUCACAAAAAAUUGAAAAUGCCGUACCUGUAAAAAAGAAAAAGUCUGAUCCGACAGAGUAAAGUCCGGAAACGUGAGCCUACGGAAAUUCAAUUGAGCAAAAGGGCAGAUACAAACAUUUACAUGUAUCAACAUCGAUAUUUAUUAGCGCUGCAAAUAUCAUUUUGUUAGGUUUCGUAGAGAAAAAAAAUGGAUUGCUAGUAAACUUUUACGAGUAAUCAGUUACACUUGUAAACUUCAGUGCGCAAUACAGUCUGUAUUAAAAAGUUUUCACUUGCGGCAUUUUUGAACCGGAUUUGUCUAACUCAGAAAGAGCUUUAAAAUAAUCAUUCAAGUAUAAAUGUGAUGAAAAGACGUCGCGUAAGGAAUGAUAAGAAUAUAAGAAGAGUUUUAUUCAAUUUGUCACAUAUUUGUAUUGGCAAUGAUAUUAAAGCAGUAAUUCAUUAGAAAUUAUCAUUAUAUCCGUUUUGUCUUUGUUAAGCGGCAAAGGAAAGCUAAAACACAGCCUAAAUUGGAAUCAAAUCAAAAGAAACUUCUUUUUAGCUUAGUUCCAAUUCUUCAUAAAAUUUGAAAAAUCUAGACAAACCGGACAAUAGUACCAAAUUUUGCACACAGGUAGUUUGGACCAACACAAGACUUUUGGCUGUAAGGGCCAAGGUCACAGCUCUUUGGAAUUCUA
Mercenaria mercenaria is the source of this 1916-nucleotide messenger RNA. RefSeq lists its product as uncharacterized. The transcript has 7 exons. Lineage: Eukaryota; Metazoa; Mollusca; Bivalvia; Venerida; Veneridae. Bases 1 to 1299 code for a protein of 432 amino acids. The record is from RefSeq and is a predicted model, not a curated record.